Paramecium tetraurelia is the source of this 2070-nucleotide messenger RNA. RefSeq lists its product as uncharacterized. The transcript is spliced from 4 exons. The record is from RefSeq and is a predicted model, not a curated record. NCBI's taxonomy places the organism in Eukaryota, Ciliophora, Oligohymenophorea, Peniculida, Parameciidae.
AUGAAUUAAAAUUUUUUCGACAAUGCUAACCAAAAAUAACAACUUUAUAAAGCAUUAUCAAAAUAUAAUGGUCCAACUACUUCAACUCCAAGCAUUUUGUCAGAAUAUUUAUCAUCUGCAAAAACAUAAACAUCAAAUAAUAAAAACAACUCUAAUAGAGUGAAGCCUUUACUCAGUCCAUAAAAUAUUUCAAAGCCUAUCUAAAAUGAUUCAUUAAGAAUUAAAACUUCUACUCUUCACUUUCCUUAAAAACAACCGGUUUCCCAUCACAUCAAAAGUCUUUCCUCAGAUAUCAAGCAGCAACCACAACCUCCAAUUAGAAGGAGAGGAAGACAGGAAAGAAUGAUAUUUCAAUCGGAUUCCUAGCAAGCUCCAUUCUUGAUCAUACAAAAUAAAGUCAGAGAUUCAAGAAGAAUGGAUACUGUCAGAAAGAGUACCUUGCCCUCAUUGCAGCUGGAAUCACAAAGAAGCAUCUAAAUUACAAGUCCGAGAAUAACAGACAUCCCUUUGGUGCCAAUUCAAUAAGUAACCGAAAUUUAAGAUUCAAAAAGCCAACUUUUUUAAGAAGCAGAUAAAUUUUAUAUGGAUGAAGUAAAUAAUGCAGAUGAUAAUGAAUUUGUAAAUGAAGACAAAAAAGCAUCAGAUCUUUUCAAUAUAUUAUAACGAAAGGUUAGUAUCACUGAGCCAAAUGAAUUGAAUGAACUUAAAAAUCAAAAUGAAAAUUAGGAAGAGGUCUUUUAGACUGAAAGAGAAGUCAAUUUUGAUGACGAUGAAUUAUAAUCAUCGAGAGCAAUGAAAAAAUUAAGCGUAAAGAUGAAAUUCAAAAAUGCUGUAUCCCAGUAAGUUUAGAAUAUGUUUAAACAUAGAGAAUUAAAAUCAUUGUUUACAGUCAUCAUCUCACCUGAAUUCAGUUCAAAACAUGAAGAGGAAAGGUAGAAAAUUAGUGAUUAAUACGAAUAAGGAAACUUUAUAUUAGCAAAAAAUAUGUAAACCCGCAAAAAAUCCAAUAAUAUUGAAUCUAGAUAAAGCAUUAAAUGCAUCAAAGACAAAUAUGUUUUUAAACAUAGUCACAAAAUAAACACUAUUGUUUAGAGUCAAUUACAAAAAUUAAAUACAACAAACAAAGCAUUUUAAAGAAAAAUAUCAAUGAUCAAGGGCACACAAUGGACUACUAAAGAAUGUGACUAUCCAUAAUAAUAGUAAUUUUCCUUAUUAAACAAAUUUAAAAAGUAAUCUGUCUAUUCAAAUCAGAUUGGUUAAGGAUAAGUAAUACAAAAUAAUUAUGAAUAAAUUUUACCGAAUUUAAUGGAUGAUGCUAAUAAAAUAAUUAUUACAAUUACUAAUCCUAUAUUGUAAAAUACAAUUUUGGAAUUUAACAAGCCUAAAUUUAUUGUUCAUAUGGAUACUAUUAUUGAUGAAUAAGUAAUUCAACCAAUUUCCCCACCUAAAAAAGCCAUUCAGCAUUCCUCCUCAUUACAUUCAUCUUUUAAAUUGUAAAAAAUAUAAAAUUCAGCCUCUUAAUCAGUUAUUAUUAAUAAAGAUCAUAUUUCUAAUCACAAUGUGUAUAAUAGUAUUUUGAAUACGAAUACUAUUGAAGAUAACAGCAAUUUGGAUUUUAAUUAAGAAUAUUCUAAAUCAAAUUUAUAUGUGAGACUCUAUUAUCAAAAUAGAUUACAUAAAAUACCACAAAAGAUAUCUUAUACUUAGCAUAAUUUAAAAGAGAUUGAAGAUAUAUUUUACUAAUAUGUCUCAAUGAUAACUGGUUCUUAAAUGUAAAUCUUGUUUUUAGGAUUAGUUCUUUUUAAACAAGCCGUAAUUUUACGAAAUAAAUUAAGAGCAUAGAAAAAUCAAAUUUAGUUUAAGAAUCACAAAUAUUUUUUGAGAAAUAUGAUAUUCCCUAGUUACGAAAACAGUUCUCGUUUGACUUUGAAAAUUCAAUUAGUCUUCUAUCUAGUUAAUCAGAUUAGAGUAAUUCAUUUGAUCAAAUUUUAGAGGGACCAAAUAGCAGUAAUUGAUUUCAUAAAACUAGAUUAGGACUUUAAGUUGAUCAAAAACAUGAAAGUAAAAUGA